This is a messenger RNA of Balaenoptera acutorostrata (minke whale), 3469 nucleotides long. RefSeq names its product cardiotrophin 1 (gene CTF1). The transcript is spliced from 2 exons. The coding region runs from base 857 to 1609 and encodes 250 amino acids. NCBI's taxonomy places the organism in Eukaryota, Metazoa, Chordata, Mammalia, Artiodactyla, Balaenopteridae. The record is from RefSeq and is a predicted model, not a curated record.
UGUACGUGAGCUGUGGGAAGGGGCAAGCGCCGGAGUUUAGAGGAGGCCUGGGGCUGUGCCUUCAGGGACUUGGGCUCAGGAGGUAGAUUACCGGUUCGAGUACACCCUAGGGGAGAAUUGGGGUCGUGGCUGGGGCAGGACGCCGGGACCCUAUCUGAGUACCGGGAAAGAAUCAGAGCUGGGAGCCAGAGCGAGGGGUAAAGUUAGGGGCGGAAGUCUUUGGGCCACAGGGGCUGGUAAGUGACAACAGGAGACGAAAGUCAAGGCUGUUAAGGAUAGGGACCCGCGGGGCAAACUCUAGCGAGGGGCGGGGCGGGAGUUGCCGGGCUAGGACUACAUUCCCCAGCAUGCCCUGGGCACGCGCGCUAGGCGUCUCGGGAAAUGUAUUCUUCCUCCUGGGGCACCACCCUCUAACUUGUGCUGGUUAAGGCCGGUUGCUGAUUCAUUGAAACUGUACGGUGCCCAGCCCACGGUUUUGCACAGAAGGACCAUCAGGGAAGAAAUGGCACUUCAGUAUCCCAAUCUGUAGAAUGGACUUAAAGGCUUGUUUCAAUUUUAAGUUCUGUGCUUCGAUGAUGCUGAAUUCCACCAACAAUCACUGAGGUACAGAGAUAAGUGAGCCCUUCCCUCAAAGGGCUCCCAGGCUGAGGCAGAUUCUCACAGAUAAAAGAGACAUUAAAAGAACCGCCUUGGAAGUAUGAACAAAUGGCCUUAAGUAGAAGGAAGAAGUUAAUUUAAAGGAGGAGUGAAUCUGGAGGCUGCACUGAGGAGGCAGUAUUUGAAUUUGGCUUUAAUAGGAUUUCAACCAUGAUUUGGGGACAGGGAACACAUUUCAGGGAGAACAACCGUUUGGCAAAUGUCUGGUGCCCUAUUUUCCCUCAGUUGGAAUGGGACAGAGCCUGCCUGGCUUAAAAGGUGGAGAAUUCAGAGUGGAGCUUCCGGGUUCAGGAAGAGCCAGCCUGGAAGAAGUGGUCAAGAAGAAAGGGGUUGGGGUGCCCUCAUUCCUCCCCCCCUUUUCCCACCAGAGGACCCCCAGGCUGACUCCUCAAUCUCACCCCUUCCCCACUUGGAGUCCAAGAUCCAACAGACACACAGCCUUGCCCGCCUCCUCACCAAAUAUGCUGAGCAGCUGCUCCAGGAAUAUGUGCAGCACCAGGGAGACCCCUUCGGGCUGCCUGGCUUCUCGCCCCCGCGGCUGCCGGUGGCCGAUCUGAGCGCCCCGGCCCCGGGCCACGCGGGCCUGCCGGUGCCCGAGCGCCUGCGGCUGGACGAGGCAGCGCUGGCCGCGCUGCCACCGUUGCUGGACGUCGUGCGCCGCCGCCAGGCCGAGCUGAACCCGCGAGCGCUGCGCCUGCUGCGGCGCCUGGAGGACGCGGCGCGCCAGGCGCGGGCCCUGGGCGCCGCCGUGGAGGCCGUGCUGGCCGCGCUGGGCGCCGAGACCCGCGGGCCCCAACCGGAGCCUGCCGCCGCCGCCGUCGCCGCGGCCACUGCCACCGCGGGCGUCUUCCCGGCCAAGGUGCUGGGGCUCCGCGUGUGCGGCCUCUACCGCGAAUGGGUGAGCCGCACAGAGGCCGACCUAGGCCAGCUGGCGCCCGGGGGCCCGGCCUGAGAGCGGUGCGCGCGCCGCAGCUCGCGGUCCCCUCCUGGGCCGUCUCCGCCUCUCCAUCCCUCUCCAUCUCCAGCAGCGUCUCUGUGUUCUCCGACCGUCUCCAUCUCUCUAUUUGCUUUGUACGCUCUCGAUCUCUUUUUCUCCCUGGGGCCUUCGUGUCUCCGUCUGUGACUUCCCAUGUCUAUCACUUCCUUGCUUUCCCCCUCUUUUUCUCCAUCGCUUGGGCCUGCCUUGCUGGGGAUCUCUGUCUCCGCUUCUCCCCAUCUCUUGCCUCCUCUUGGCCCCAUGUGAGCAUGUGUACAUCUGCACCUCAUCUCAAGGAGGGGACACCUGGCACUCUGUUUCCCUCUGUCCUUCUCUCUCUCCUUUCCUGGCUAGAGACAUGUCUGCUGACCCUGUGGUGGGUGGGCUCCUCCAGACAAAUUUCAGCCACCUUCCCCCAGGGUCACUCCACCUGCUGCUCUCCCCCUCCCCCAUCCCCCCCUUUGCGGCCCUGCCCCCUCUACCUUUGAUGUCCUUUCCCUUCUUCCCCUCCCUCUGCCCUAUCCCUGUACCUUCCCCCCAAGUUAGGUCUACUGGAGAGAAAAAAAAAAUCACCCCUUAAAAAGAGUUUUAUUUACGAGAAUAAAUUAAUUUUUUGUAAAUAAAAUGUUUAAAAAUAAAAAGAACAUUAAAGUUACCAGUAUAUAUAGUUGUUGAAAAUGGGGAGACACCUUUAAGGAGAAUAAGGUCCUUGGGUUACAAACUGGUUCCCCCAGACAUCCGCAAAAGCCACAGUAUAAAUAGGAGAUUCAUGAGCGCCCCAGGCCAGGGAUGCCAUUUCUCAGCCCAGAACAGGAAGUGGAUGUGUUCUGAGCAGGAAACAGAUGUGACACGAGUCCUGAGUUUUUCAAGAAUCGGAUGUCCACUGAAUAGGAAGUGAAGCCCCUUAAGAUGGGAAGUUGGAACAGUGGCCAGAGUCGGAGAGGUAGACUAGGGGAUGAAAUGAGCUCCAGCAAGAAGGGAGGCCUAGUUGCUCAGAAAGUCCAUAUCUUCAUACAGGAAGUGAGGUAGACAGAGACAAGAAGGCAGCCCCUGGACCUCCCCAAAAUUACAGGAGGGAGAAGGUCUCAGGGACAGCCCAGGAAGGAGACCAACUGUACUGCCCCGUAGAAUGGGAAGUGAAGCCACUUCAAAGAGAUACUUUUUUCCACCCAGGAAGUGGGCAACCAGUACCACUGGACUGGUAAUCCAUAAAAUGAUAUCCAUAGAGUCCCACCCAGAUCUGGAAGGGAGGCCAUAGGACCUAGGCAGUCGCCCAGGCAGUGGCGACUUGAGGCCUGGUUACCAGGAAAUUUUCCCAAAUACAUGGUACACAAGCCCUGUCUCCUAGACAAGAUGUGUCUCCUUUCUAGCCAAGAAGCAAGGCAGAAAAGAGUCCGUUGUGAAAGGGUAAGUGUUGCAGCCUCUGACGGGAAGUCCCACCUCCUCUACCCAGGGUAUUUGGCCUUGAGCAGAGCCAAGUCCCUCACAGCUCUGUCAGUCCAAUGGCCAUAUUCCCGGGUUACUACAUAACCUCGACAUUUCCUCUCGAAGGCCGAGGCCCCGAAGGGGACAAGCCCAAGAGUGUCCUCUUCUGGGGGGAUAGGCAGGCCCAGGGCAGUCAUGAUGGCAGCCAUGUUGCCCAGCAGGCCUUGGGCCCUGAGUCUUGCAGCCCCGAGCUGAGCCAGAAGGAUGGGACUGCCAGGGUUCAGGUCACUCUGGUCAUCCCCCACGAGCUGGAGGUGCUGGGUCAAGGCCAGGAAGGCCCCCUGGGCACAGCUCAGACGCUCCCUGUCGUUCAGCGCAUGCCAGGUCUUGAAGGAGACGGCGGCAGGAGGC